Phragmites australis (common reed) is the source of this 1324-nucleotide messenger RNA. RefSeq names its product single-stranded DNA-binding protein WHY1, chloroplastic-like. The record is from RefSeq and is a predicted model, not a curated record. Bases 79 to 888 code for a protein of 269 amino acids. The transcript has 6 exons. NCBI's taxonomy places the organism in Eukaryota, Viridiplantae, Streptophyta, Magnoliopsida, Poales, Poaceae. Gene Ontology annotation, biological process: defense response; regulation of DNA-templated transcription. Gene Ontology annotation, molecular function: single-stranded DNA binding.
AUGACCACAAGAUAAAGCCCCUCCUCCCAACGAAAGCGAAAACCCCUCCCUCCACUCGUCCCCACCCCGUUCGGCGAAAUGCCGCCGCCGCCGCUCUUCCUCUCGCUCCCCUCGCCGCCGCCUCCGCUCCUUCCUGUCCACCUCCAUCCCAAGGCUCCGCAAUCUCUGACCCUAGAACUGCUUGCCACCUCCUCCAGGAAGGCCGCCCUUCUCGCCUGCUCCGUCGCCUCCCCGCGCCACUCCGACUACUUCGACCCCCGGGCCCCGCCGCCGCCGCCGCCGCCGCCGCGGGGGGACGGGUACGGGCGGCCGCCGCCUCUGAACGGCGGGCAGGAAGGGAGGGUGUUCACUAGCUACACCAUCUACAAGGGCAAGGCUGCGCUGUCGUUCGACCCGAGGCCGCCUCAGUUCGUGCCGCUCGAUUCUGGGGCAUACAAGGUGGCGAAAGAGGGGUUCGUGCUGCUGCAGUUCGCGCCCGCCGUGGCCACACGGCAGUAUGAUUGGACUCGCAAGCAGGUGUUCUCAUUAUCUGUGUGGGAGAUAGGAACCUUGCUUAGUCUUGGUCCAACAGAUUCAUGCGAGUUCUUUCAUGAUCCUUUCAAGGGGAGGAGCGAUGAAGGUAAAGUGCGCAAAGUUCUUAAGGUCGAGCCGACACCAGAUGGAAAUGGUCGCUUUUUCAAUCUCAGUGUCCAAAACCGUCUUCUGAACAUUGAUGAGAGCAUUUACAUCCCCAUAAGCAAAGGAGAAUUUGCUGUCAUUGUAUCGACUUUCAAUUACAUCAUCCCACACCUCAUGGGCUGGAGCACAUUUACAAGUUCUAUCAAACCCGAGGAUUCACGGCCAUACAACAGGCCACAGUCCGGACCUGAAUAUGAGUGGCGAAGGUGAUCGAUGAUGCACAUGCAGGGAGUGGCCACAACUCAAAGGAUGAUAUUGUUUGAUUUGGUGCAUAACUUUCGGGUAGUCUGUGAUGUGGUUAGUUGAUGAAUGCCUUUUGGGGUUACUCCUUUUAUUCCCUUUCUAGUUAAGCAGGCAGGGGUAGGGCUCCUGCUAUUCAGAAUUUCUCUGCUGUCUAGAGUUGCAACAAAUCUCAGUUCUGACUUACGAGGCAGCAGCAAAUCCCCGUUGUUGAAGUGAGCGACUGCACGCCAAGGUGCUAAGGCCCCUCAUGUCAGUUCUUUGUGGUGUGCAACUGAGAAAUGACUUGACUUGUACUGCCAGAGAAAGGAUGACAUUUCGUUCUUGGAAUACUUACCUUAGAUUAUUGUAAAUGCAGUCUUUGCUGGAAGCUACUACGCUGCUACCCGAUGGAUGUUUAGAUGAA